Messenger RNA from Cyanidioschyzon merolae strain 10D, 1311 nucleotides. RefSeq lists its product with no specific name. NCBI's taxonomy places the organism in Eukaryota, Rhodophyta, Bangiophyceae, Cyanidiales, Cyanidiaceae. Gene Ontology annotation, cellular component: preribosome, large subunit precursor. Gene Ontology annotation, biological process: ribosomal large subunit biogenesis. The coding region runs from base 1 to 1311 and encodes 436 amino acids. The transcript has a single exon. The record is from RefSeq and is a predicted model, not a curated record.
AUGGAUCUCGGCGUGCUCGAGGACGAGAGCACUCCAAGCAGCCAGGAACCCUGGAGCAGCUACAGCGUGAGAGUAUCGGUGGGGUCUGCGAUACCUGAGGACGCCCUGUUCUCCGCCGCUCGAUUUGCGAGGUCGUCAGCCGUGAACGGCGAGCGUCAACCCAGCAGCCGCCGUGUGGCAUGCAUCUGGUGUCUGAAAGAGUUUUCCAGUGAGCAAGUUCUGCAACAACACGAGCGCACCGCGAGGCAUCGAGAGAAGCUGCGAGAACUUGGCAUCCCAGAAUCUGAUGAGCAGCACCAGCAGCUCAUCUCCGGUGCAUCAAAGGAAACGAGUCUCGAAACUGCAGACCUGGACGCUUGGCUCGCUGAGCGCAUGCAAGAAGCGCGUCCCCUUGAUAUCCACGAAUGUCUUUUCUGUAACCACAAGGUUGCCGUUGACGAGAAUGUUUCAGAACAGGAGCGCAGCGGCGCUCUCCUUGCAAAUCUCCGCCACAUGGCCAAAGAGCACUCAUUCUUUGUGCCCUAUAUAGAGUACUGCUAUGAUCUUGCCGGACUCGUACGAUACCUGGGAGUCAAGGUCGGUCUUGGCUACUGUUGCGUGUUCGGGGGAAGGGUCGUACCGCUCUCGCAAGACACUACGGACUCCGCGGAGCAGCUGUUCGAGCGUCGUGCGGAGGUAUUCAGCAGCUUACAGGCCUGUCGAAAUCAUAUGCGAGAUGCUGGGCACUGCCGGUUGCCCGAUUUUGAUCAGGAGGAGGUUUGGGAUGAGUAUCAGGAAUUCUACAGUUUUACCCCAGUACGAGCAGACGCGCUGCUGUCGUCUGCCGCGGAUGCGAGCGAAGCGCUUUCUCCAGGCACGCCACAUGAGGCUGCGGGUGAGGCUGAGUUUGUCGCUCUAGCGCCAUGGGAAAAGUGGGUCUCGGUCGCCGAGGCACCGAGAUCUACGCACCCACCAGAUGAAGAAGUUGUUGGCCUUCAACUAGGUGCGAGUGGACGAACUAUUGCACACCGGUCUCUCUGGCGAUACUAUCGCCAGCGUGUGCAUGAUCAUCACCGCACGCAGCUACCUGUCUGCAUUGCUCGACAAGAGCGCCAGCAGAUGGUGCUGGCUUAUCAGGAGCUCGCCCACGCAGCUGCAAUGGGCUUCACUGGACCCGCAGCGUCGCAGCCGUAUCCCAGUAUUCCACCACGUCGAGUGCUUGAGCGCUGGCGACGCGACCAGCUCGCACUGGCUGAACGGAACGCAGCGACGCGCCGCGGCCGGGCAGCACGUUCAUCCAUAGCGGUGCUGAACUCUGGCUAUCGUGGCUAG